CCCUAAAGCUCUCUCUUCCUCCUCUCUCUCCUCUCUGCAGUACCCUCUCUCUUUCUAUCUUUAGAAUCAUCAACGCCAUACCGCCAAUCCACCAUCCUAGGGCCUCGUUAUACUGUAGCAGCAGACCCUUACCAUCGUCCACGCGUGCUCGUUUGCGUCGCGUAUCUCUUUGUGCUUGAAGACAAACAUACCCUACCUAUAUCCACUCUCACAAUCCCCAUUGAGUGCUUUCCGUGACAAAGAAAUCAUACCCAGAGGCAGUCCACCUUCAAAACACCAACAUCCGUCCUUGGCCCAGCAUUGCGCCAACUCAAAAAACUACCCUCCUACACCUCGGCCAUAUCCCUCGUCCACCCGUCAAUCUCUUUCCGAGUCUGGGCGACCUCCUCCUCGACCGCUUGUGACCUUUGACCGACGUCGAGUUGCAGUCUGUGUCGAGUGUCGAGUACAUUCCACGACAUUACAUCGCCAGUGCUUGUCCAGAGAUCGUGGGUUACGUUGUCACAUGCGCAAGACAUAACCAGUCAUGGGUCGGAGGAAGAUUGAAAUCAGAGCCAUCAAAGAUGACCGCAACCGUUCCGUCACAUUUCUCAAGCGAAAAGGCGGUCUCUUCAAAAAGGCCUACGAAUUGUCGGUUCUAUGUUCCGUCGACGUCGCAGUCAUCAUUUUUGGUCAUAACAAAAAGUUGUACGAAUUUUCUUCGGGAGAUAUCAAUGAGACACUGCGGCGGUACCAAUAUUAUGGACAACCGCAUGAACACAAAGGCCCGAUCGACUUCAAGAACAAGGGUGGUGAUGAUGACGACGAGGAAGAUGAAGAGGAGGAACAACCGGGCCCGGCCAGAGAAGAAUCUCUCCCGCCUCAACAUGCGAUGCCACAGCACAUGCAACAUCCCAACUCUUUCACUCACAUCCAACAACCCAUGAACUCUGUCUCACCCCCGAUGCCCAACGGCAUGUUUCAACCACGACAUGGCACUCCUCAGCCUCCUCAUUUGAUUUCGAGACCGCCUUCACAAAACAUGAUCCGGCGGACCAGCUCCAACCUGGUCCCCAUGCAACACCCUCAUCCGACACCUCCUCCGCCGCAGAAUGGAUUUGCCUACGUCCCUAACCCGCCCAUCUACAACCCUAACGCUCCCUCCAACAUGCAACCUCACCAUUCACCGGAGCCUCAAUAUCAAUAUCCUCAACAGCAACAACAGCAACAGCAACAGCAACAGCAACAGCAACAGCAACAACAAGCACAACCGACCCCUCCUCCUCCACAAUCGCAUCAGCAAAUGCAGCAAGCACAUCAUCAGUAUUUACAGGAACAACGAAGGCAGUCACAAACACCACAACCCAACCUCCAGCCUCCACCACAACCUCAAACUCGUACGUCGCCGCAACCUGAAACACUGAAUCUCCGGCCUCCGGAACAAGGAACACCUCCACAGCCAAAACACCUAUCGUCGAAAUCAAGGAGUAUAUUUACUCCCAUUGACGAAGGUGGCUCUGUACUGGCUCAGCACUUUUUCGGGGCUCCGGACCCCAAGCCGAUAAAGGACGAUGAGGCGCGGAAUGUUAAGAUGCCUCCACGAAGUAUAACUGCUCCUGCUGUGAGCAAGGGCCCGGCGCAGCCGCCCAGAUCACAGACGGUGGUUCCAGAAUUCGCUCCACCAAAAAGAACAGACACGUCAGGGUCCAGGUCCGGUGCUAGACCGAAAUUAAAUUUACAGAUCCCAUCCGAGGCCGAAGACAAUGAUUCCCCGAGUGGUUCGACUGGACAAUCUACAGAUCCGUCAGGAAAUACUGCUCGGGGAAGUGAUCACAUUGUUCUUCCGCCCCCUUCGCCCAGUGCUUCAGCGGUAAUGUCUGCUGGGGCGAGCGGGCCACCCAAUCCCUUUGCUCGACCACAUCCACCACCGACGUCAAAUCAAAACCGCGAAGCGUAUAAUGAUAAUCGAAAUAAUAUCGAGACACCCAUAUCAGCAUUACCGAGUCGUUACAUGAAUAACGAUUUGUUACCCAGUCCCAGCAAUUUCUUCAGCGAAUGGUUCGAUGGCGGCAGGAAUGGUGGGGUUAACUCGGCGGUACUGCCAAGUCCUCUGGUCUUUCCGACUCCGUCUGAAGGAAGGAAUCUAGGAUUUGGAAGUCGUGAUGCAGCUCACGAAGCCAACGCCAACGGGGAGAAGAGGAAGGGAAGUGUGGACAUGGCGGAUAAGGAGGACGUGAAGAAGAUCAAGACAUGAAUAUUCUAUUCGACCAUAUGGGAAAGAGUGGAGGAAACGAUCAUUGCAAUUUCCAGUCUCGAAAUCAACAUAUUUUAUCUUUGUUAUUGUUUGCUUGUUUAUCAUACCCUAACGACCCGUCAUGAUCAAGAAUUUGUUCUGUUGGUUUUCAUUUUCUCUGUCUGGCUCCAAGCAGAUAUCAAAAUACGUUAUGCAGAGGUAGUCGAUGUGUCCAAGAUUGUGUUCAAUCCUGAAAGCAAGGGAAGGGAAGGGAAGGAACCUUUAGUUUUUUUGUUGUUGGUAUUGUCUAUCAGAGUCCAUCGUCUGUUAUACUCACACUCCGUACUUAUGGACUGUCUCUUAGGGUGAGACUUGACUUACGAGUUCCAUGAUGGUUUGCAUAGCGUGGGGCAAGGGAAUGGGACCUGUUUUGAAUCUUUGAAUUUUUGUAAGUUUGGGCUUUGAUAUUUGGGAACUUAUCGUACAGAGAAUUUGAAAGUGAUGAUCCUACCUUGUACCUCUCUCUCUCUUCUCACAGGCAGCCAAACGCACAUUUUCUCGACGACGGAUGUUUUUGCAUAGUCGUGGGCCGACAUGAUGGUGUUGAGAACAGCCAACGACACAAGCGGGACAGGAC
Molecule: messenger RNA, 2849 nt
Organism: Exophiala oligosperma
Lineage: Eukaryota; Fungi; Ascomycota; Eurotiomycetes; Chaetothyriales; Herpotrichiellaceae
Exons: 3
Coding region: 527-2233 (568 amino acids)
Biological process (GO): positive regulation of transcription by RNA polymerase II
Molecular function (GO): protein dimerization activity; DNA-binding transcription factor activity, RNA polymerase II-specific; RNA polymerase II cis-regulatory region sequence-specific DNA binding
Source: RefSeq, a predicted model, not a curated record